CCUGGUCAGCUUGGACAUUUGGCUUCUGUCAACAUGAAGGCUCUCCUUAUUCUGGGGCUUCUCCUCCUUUCCGUUGCUGUCCAGGGCAAGAAAUUUGAGAGAUGUGAGCUUGCCAGAACUCUGAAGAAAUUUGGAUUGGCUGGCUACAAGGGAAUCAGCCUGGCAAACUGGAUGUGUUUGACCUAUGGAGAAAGCCGUUAUAACACACAUGUUACAAACUACAAUCCUAGAAGCAAAAGCACUGAUUAUGGGCUAUUUCAGAUCAACAGCAAAUGGUGGUGUAAUGAUGGCAAAACCCCAAAAGCAGCUAAUGGCUGUGGCGUAUCCUGCAGUGCUUUGCUGAAAGAUGACAUCACUCAAGCUGUAGCAUGUGCAAAGAAGAUUGUCAGUCAGCAAGGCAUUACAGCAUGGGUGGCAUGGAAAAACAACUGUAAAAACCGAGAUCUCACGAAUUAUGUUAAGGGUUGCAGAGUGUAACUGUGGAAUGGAGUUUUCGUCUUCAGCUAAUUUUGUCUCUUUUUCAUAUUAAGGAAAUAAUAGUUGAGUAAAAGGCUAUACUACCACUCUUUCAAACAUAUAAUGUUUUUACAGAAGCAGGAGCAUGUGGUCUUUCUUCUAAGAGGCUUGAUGUUUACCUCACUUGUUUAUUGUUUGAUAUUAGGCCUACAACUUUUUUCAGCUUGCUAACAGAACUAAUGCUGGUGAAUAUUUGUCUAAAAUCUUCAUUAUCAAAUGUAUCUCUAGUAAAUUUAGUUCUUUUUUUUUUUUUUUUUUAUUAGUUGGAGGCUAAUUACUUCACAACAUUUCAGUGGGUUUUGUCAUACAUUGAUAUGAAUCAGCCAUAGAUUUACACGUAUUCCCCAUCCCAAUCCCCCCUCCCAGUAAAUUUAGUUCUUAAGCAAAGGGAUAACCCAGACUUAAUCUUGAAUGAUAUAAGUACUCCCCAAUAUUCAACAAAAUAUAACAAAAGAAUAUCUUUAAGCAAAUUGAUCUUAGGCAAAGUUCCACCUGUGUAGGCAUGUGAACUCUCAUCUGUUCAUUCAAAAAGAGCAGAACAUCAAAUGGCUAAAAAUGAAAACAGCUCAAUGAAGAAUUUUGUUUUCUUAAGUGUGACCUUUGGUUUAAAUGUUUUAGUAGAAAUGCUGCAUUUACACAGCUUUUUAAAAAUAAACUCCCAAUUUAUACAUCAGCCUAUUUUAGCCUUUGCAAAGAACUCAUUUAUGCAUCCUGCUGAUCCUGAAGGAAUAUAAAGAAGGAUUAGAUGAGCUGUUGAUUUUCCUUAGUUUUAUUAGCUUAAAUUCAUGCAUUAUGACUAAAUUCAGAGGCAGAUGAGUUUGCAAGCAUUGAAUAAAUUGCUAUUAAACCUAUGUGAAAAUAUGCAUGUUGUAAAAGAAAAACAUUUUCAUUAAAAGCUUUGCAAUUCA
This is a messenger RNA of Dama dama (fallow deer), 1424 nucleotides long. RefSeq names its product lysozyme C, intestinal isozyme-like. The transcript has 4 exons. Bases 34 to 477 code for a protein of 147 amino acids. The record is from RefSeq and is a predicted model, not a curated record. Gene Ontology annotation, biological process: defense response to Gram-negative bacterium; defense response to Gram-positive bacterium. NCBI's taxonomy places the organism in Eukaryota, Metazoa, Chordata, Mammalia, Artiodactyla, Cervidae. Gene Ontology annotation, molecular function: lysozyme activity.